Oldenlandia corymbosa var. corymbosa is the source of this 2324-nucleotide messenger RNA. Lineage: Eukaryota; Viridiplantae; Streptophyta; Magnoliopsida; Gentianales; Rubiaceae. The record is from the annotation of a GenBank genome assembly.
AAAAAAAAGAAAGUCCAAAGUCCAUUGACUUCUGCAGAUGCCAAUGUACAACAAACUAGACCGUAAUUACGAGUAAUCUUCUCCAUUGCUAUUUAUAACCGAUAAUGAAGCAAUCCACCAAAGUCUAGCUUUAAUGGGGUCAACUCUGUAGUUUUCACAUUUAAAACCCCUCUGGCUUUUUUUCUUGCGUUGCGCUUAUUAUUCUUGCAGUUUUGAGGUUAAAUGAAUGACCCCUUUUGUUUAAUUUGUUCUUCUUCUCUGUUUUCUGGUUCAUUUCAGGAUGAAUUUUGGUCCCAGAAAGUUGUUAUUCUCCCAAUUCAGUUCUCACAUAACUCAUUCUAGAAUCCUUCUAGCAAAGGAUUUUGUUGAUAAAUGUUCUUGUUAUAUCUUGUGUCCUCCUGAAUGCAAUACAAAUUCAGAUGAUGCUAAUAACAAUUUCUACCCACCACCGCCGCCUCCUCAUCCAUCAUCAAGCCAGAAGAACAAUAUGCCGAUGAUUUUGAUCCUGAUGCUCUGUGUUUUAGGUGCUGCUUUUGUUUGUCUCUGUUAUCUCACCAUUCUGAAAAAGUACCGUUCCAAUCUGAAUAAUUCCAGGCGGAGGUUUUUAUCGUUUGGUGAUGUUGUAAAUCAUGGUGAGAAUUUUGUUGAUGAGAAUCACGGCCCUGUUUUUGACCAUCCCAUAUGGUAUAUCCGAACUGUCGGUUUGCAGCAAUCCGUGAUUGAUUCGAUCCCGAUUUUCAAGUUUAACAAAGUGGAUGGAUUGAUUGAAGGAAAAACAGAGUGCUCUGUUUGCUUGAGUGAGUUUGAAGAAGAUGAAAGUUUAAGGCUUUUGCCCAAAUGCACUCAUGCUUUUCACAUUGCUUGUAUUGAUACUUGGUUGAGAUCCCACAAAAAUUGUCCCCUUUGCCGUGCUCCGGUCGUGACGGAGACUUCUCCGCCGGCGGCGGCAAACUCACCUGUGGACUCUGCUAGGGAAGAUGCAACAGCAGUUGAUGAUCACCGACAGAUGAAUAGUGAAAAUGGAGAAGUUUCUUCAAGGGCUAAUGAGAUGAGAAUUGGAGGCGAAAAUUUCGGAAGAUUGCCGGAUGAACUGGGGAAGAUUUUAGGUAGGAAUAAUGGGAUUCGAGUGCUAAGCGAUUUGGGUGAUUUCCACCGAGUUAGCAGAAUUGAGGAAGAUGAUUUGCAUCAGUCGACUGUAAGAAGAUCAUUCUCCAUGGACUUAGCUUCAGCUUCCAGGCUUUGUGCUGAAGUUGCUAAGAAGAUUGAUGAACCAGUAGUGAAACAAGAGGAAGGGAGUUCGAGUAAUGAUAGUCAUGAAGAUGUGGAGGGAGACAUGAAGAAGCAGAAUCCAGGUACGGAUACAGUUUCCAUCAAGAUUGAAGCUAAGGAUUCAACAACUUGUUCAAGCAUAAAUAGAUCUUCCUCGAGAAAGAGUUUUUCAUUUGGGCGUUCUCUGCAAAGUGUGCCUAUUCGAAUGAAGAGGUCAUUUUCAUCAAGUGGUAAAUCAACUUCUCAAAGUAAUAACAGCAGAAGUCAAGAAUUGGAUCAGACCCUUUGAAUUUGAUUAGGCCCUUUUGGAUUCUCGACGAACAGAUCGCAUAGUCUUCGUGCCGGAGAUGAAUCAUUCAGAAACAGAGAGGCCUUUGAUUUGGUUAGAUGAAGCUAAAACUGAUGAGGCCUUAUUAAGUGCUUAUGGUCUAAUCUCUUAGUGCUGAAUUCUCUCAGUAGCACAAACCAUUUGUGUAGAAACGGAAAAUUUGAUUUGAUUUGGUAUAAGAUGAUACAGUUAGUCUCAAAGAUUACCAUUUUGAUCUUCUAGUCAUCUUUUGUUCUUCUCCAUUUCAUGAUUUCAUCUUUUCAUUUUCGAUAGUUUACACAUUUCCAAGUCAGGCACGACACAUAGAUCGUGACAGAUGAUCUCAUCUCUCUCAUAGAGAAUCUCAUCUGGUUAAACUUCCGCACCGACUUCCAAUCAGAACCAUCUAUUUAAAUUUGUUAUAUACACAAUAUAUCAUAUUAAGCUCAUUAGAUCAGCCUUUUCAAAGCCAUUUAAUAUGUGCCUGUGUCUCAGUGUGUGUGUGUGUAUCUUAAUCACUUCUGGGAUUUGGUACGGAUCUUAAAUUCUUCUGACUGCAUAUGACUGGAUUAUUGGUUUAGAUUCAAUCAUUUUAGUAGUAGUUGAUCUUCCAGGGAAGGUAUUAACUGCCCAGAGAUCAAAAUUGCCAGUAAUCAUCCCAUUUAUUAAUGUGGUGUUAAUACUUCCCAGUAAUCUUUGACUUUAUACAGUAAGUACCAGUGUGUUUAUUUGUUUAUAGUAUUAGGCA